Messenger RNA from Triplophysa rosa, 3941 nucleotides. It is a transcript of the gene scn2b, whose product is annotated as sodium channel, voltage-gated, type II, beta. The record is from RefSeq and is a predicted model, not a curated record. Gene Ontology annotation, cellular component: membrane. NCBI's taxonomy places the organism in Eukaryota, Metazoa, Chordata, Actinopteri, Cypriniformes, Nemacheilidae. The transcript has 6 exons. The coding region runs from base 143 to 808 and encodes 221 amino acids.
ACUGCCAGCCAUACCGUAGCACAAAACAAAAACACAUUCCGCUCUUUUUCUAUGAUUGUAACAGAGAAAUAGAUCUCAGGCGUUGUUAGUUUAGUUUUAUUCUGUAUUAUUAUUAUUUUGUAGUUUAGCGUCAGGGACGAAAAUGCCCAUUUUAUUGCAGUCUGGGAGAAUGCAGUGGGUGGAAGCUUUGAAGUUAUCCUGUGUAGCGUUGGUGAUGUUUUGGGCCUGUCCAGCCUCUUCCAUGGAUGUGUUAGUGCCACAACAGAUCAACGCUCUCAACGGCACUAAGAUCAAAAUUCCCUGUUCCUUCACAUCAUGCUACAAACUGGACACCAGCAAGUUUGCCAUGAACUGGACCUAUCAAGAGACAAGCAACAGCACAGAAGAGAUGUUUAUGACUUACAAGAACAAGAUAACACCCCUGAAGUCCAGCCGAUUUGGAGACCGGGUCGUGUUUACUGGAAAUUUGGAGAAGAACGAUCUGUCCAUAACUAUCUUAGAUGUGCAGCUAACCGAUGAAGGAAUCUACAACUGUUAUGUGCGCAACCCCCCAGACCGCAUUCUGGGUCACGGUGCAAUCCAGUUCUUUGUGCUUACUGAAUUGCCUCCUCCGAGAGACUCGACCAUCGCUGUUGCCAUUGGAGCAUCUGUGGGAGGCAUUCUUGCUUUGCUGAUUCUGUCUAUGGUGGUGGUGAAGUGCAUUCGCAGACAUAAGAACCAGGAGCUGAUCUCAGACGAGCAGAAGAUGGAGGAAGAGGGCAAAGUAGAUGGAGAAGGAGGGACAGAAGAAGCCACAAAACAGCCCUAACCCAGCUGCUACAUCCUGAAGGUCUAAGGGUUGGUGGAGCCCUAUCAUUCUCAUUCUGAAAUGUAUGAAUCUCCUGCCUGAAGAUGCUAUGUCAAUCGUGUUUGACUCUUCGUCCUGUAACCCAUCUAACAUUCCAAAGGCUUGAUUUUCUUGUACAGCCAUCAAACAUGUCAUAUUACUGUGGGAAGAUCCCUGUCACAGUAUCAGGUGUCCAGUCACCAAUGAAAAAUUACACAGGGUUGCAAAUUGCCUCUUUCACUCAAUAUGCCAGGUUAAGAUGUAACAGCAUUUUUCCCUUCAACUACUGCCAGUGGAUUAGCCAUCCAGUAUUUAUGCUGAGCAUUUUUAUAGCGAGUUUACAAAAAGUGUUAUUAAAAUGGACAAAGCACGCAAAAUUCUCUUAAAAACUGCCAAAGUAUUUUACCCUUAUGAUGUUUGUAAGUUUUGACAAUUUCUUGAAAAAUCGUUGCAACCUGGUCUCAUAGGAAAUACGUACCUUUGAACACUUUUUGCAGCACCACAAAAUACGGACCAUCAGGAACAUAUUGCAACCCGGUAUCACAAUUUCCAACAACAGUAACGUUAACAACACCAUAUUAUAUUAUAUUGCAGUGUAAUGAUUUUGAAUUUAAUCAGACGUCGCAUUUUGUGUAUGUUUAUUAUUUCAUGUGCACGAAUUAGUCAUAUUCAAGCAUGUAACCCGACCUCGCCCCUUAUCCUAACAGUUUAUAUAUUACACAAUAUAAAACACAACAAGUAACUGGAAGAAACAGCUACAUAUGCUGUUUAUUCAAAAAGUGCAAUUAUUCUAUGUGUUCCGAGGCCAAAGUAUAAACCCAAAAGCGAUCCCCACUCCGUCCGCCGAAAAACUCUGAUCCAGAGCGGCUGCGCGCAGUGACAGAAUUAAAAAAUUGCAGCCGGAACGUCGUUAGAUACGUUAUGAAACACCAUUGGCUGUCCCGCUCCAGUUGCAUCACGUACUAACCUUGAGCGUACACUUAAAAAAAAAGACGCAACUGAGCGUAUUCCUGGAGCGCGAUCGUCAGCGAUUAAAACCUGCUAUGCUCACACAACGAUAUCGUACGGCUUUAGAAGACUCGAAACGCAACGCGACCUUUUUGUAAUGCUUUUAUACUGUAAUGCUUUUGGUCAGUGUUUGCAAUAAAUACCCGUGUCUGACUUCUACUUCACUGUUGCGUGUUUAUGUGGUUGGGAAGUGGGUAGUUUAAGGUUAGGGUAGGAGUGGUGUUAGGUGCUCAAAAAUAUCUAUUAAAUUACAAAUAAUAAGUAUUUGUAAAAUCAUUUCAGAGGCAAAUCGUGACACUGACUUGCAUUCUCUAGCGGACCAUUAGCGCCCCCAGUGGACUUUUGUGUCUCAAAACUAGCAAUAUGUACCUGAUGGUACGUAUUUUGUGGCGUUGCAAAAAGUGUACAGAGGUACGUAUUUCCUAUGAGACCAGGUUGGAAAAAGCACUGCCCUCAACUUUCUCUCAACUUUCUGUUUGUGCGUGUGUGUGCAUGUGUGCCUUGUCAUUGUGCUAGCUUUCUCCUAUUGCGUCUGAAUGUUAUUACUUUUUCAUAAUCUAGCGGGUGAAACAGCACAAGAUUUAACAGUUUUAUGUCUGGAACAUGUUCAAUGUUCCUAAACUGCAUUUUGCUAGUUUUAAAAUAAGCUAGAGCAUGUCGUGCAUCAAAACAUAUACAAUCAUUGCAUGCCAAAUUUCUUUACAUGUGACACUGCAACGUGAUCCCUCAGUUUGCACAAUAUACAAAAAAUUGCUUUCACACAUAAAUAUUGUCAUGUUAGGUGCAAAGUGUGAAAAAUGAAACGUUCGGGUGGAUUCUUGUGUUUAUAGAUAAAACCAAAAAACCUAAAGAGAAAUGGUAUUGCUUAUAUUGACUGUGUUUGAUAUGUUUGUUGUAGUGUGAAAUUUAAAACAUGUUGAUUUAUUUUAUCGAGAUACGUAUUAGAUGUAACAUUAGAAUCGCACUUCAUCUGAUAAUCAAAUUUCACAAUCAAAUCAAUAAUAAAUAGAAUCAAAAAAUAAUAAUAAUCUGCUGUAAAAGAAGGAAGACAUUUUUUAAAUGUAAUAAGAAAUUUGUGCAAAUGAUUAAGUCAAUGGGCCCUAUUUUAACGAUCUAAGCGCAUGGUCUAAAGCGCACAGCGCAGGUGCACUCAGGGCGUGUCCGAAUCCACUUUUGCUAGUUUAACGAUGGGAAAACUGUCGGCACGCCCGGGCGCAUGGUCUAAACGGGUUGUCCCGAUUCCCUUAAUGAGUAAUGGGUGUUUUUUGGGUGUAACGUGGAGUAAACCAAUCAGAGUCUCAUCUCUCAUUCCCUUUAAGAGCCAGUUGCGCUCGCGCCAUGGCAGAUUCGCUACUUACACGGCGGAAUUUGCAAGAGCAAAGACUGGGUGCUUCUCCAGAGAGGAAACGCAUCUGCUCGCGCGCUUUAACCUCACGCACGAGCAGAUGCGUUUCCUCCACCAUACAGGACAAUCUUUAUGUAGGCUACACAAUAAUAAUCUUUUCCAUUGUAAUCCAUUUAUUUUUUUACAUUUGGCAUGUCUGUGUGCUGCUGCGCUUCCCUCUGUGUAAUAAGUACAGUGAAAGUACAUUGUGGACCUGACCAGAGGCACAUUUUCUACUAACGCGCUCUUUAAAUAACAAAAAAAAUUGCGCCGUUGACUUUAGACUUUAGAUCAGGUAUGAGUUGGUCUAUGGCGCAGUCUAUUUCCAGUUCCUCAAAAUAGCAACGCGCCUACAAUGCGCCUGAAAACAUCUCUUUUUUAGACCAGCACGCCCAUGGGUGCACAAAUGACCGCAAAUGCAUUUGCCAUUUAAACAAUGCGGCGCAGGACAGGAAAAUGCGAACUGUGUUGGGCUGAACACUUGCGCUGCAGCUUGUGCCGCUUUGCGCCGGGUGUAUGAUAGGGCCCAAUGUGUUAAUAUAGUGUAUGAAAUGUAUACUGUAGGCCCAAAGUGAAUAUUUAAGCAAAAUAAAUACAUUCAAUGUAUGAGUAACAAAGAUUGCAUUAGAUACAAAAAAAGAAGUUUAGUAUCGUUGCAGACUUUCCAAAAUCUUGUCCCUCCAUAUAUUUUUUAUUUUAAAUAAAUCAUUAUUAUUCACUGUG